AUGUACUCCCUCCUCGUCUCCUCCGUCUUCCUCGUCGUGCUGGCACAAUGCGGGUAUCCAGUGGCCGAGAACACCUACCCAACUGCCCCUCCGACCUAUCCGACUCCACCAUCCUACCCGCUCCCGAAGAAGUAUCCAGUUGCCCCGAGCUAUCCAAUCAAGCCGACGUACCCAUCUCCACCGACCGACUACGCCCAGAAGCCUUCCUAUUCCGCUCCUCCACCGCCACCAGCUCCGAUUCCGUCCGGAUACAGUUCCAGCUCGUUCAGUGACAGCGAAGUCGCAGCUGCUCCGGGAGUCCAGUCCAAUUACGCUGCCGGGACUUGUAAGUGUACAUCACAAAAGUGUACACAAACUUGUUUUGUUUUGUUUCAGUCCGUCAACGCGCCAAGGCCCGUACCGCCCAAAACCGUCAGUUUCAUCAACGUCAUGCCCUCCAACCAAUCCGUCGUUUCCAGCAAAAGGCCAGACAGUAG
This is a messenger RNA of Caenorhabditis sp. 36 PRJEB53466, 476 nucleotides long. The record is from the annotation of a GenBank genome assembly. Lineage: Eukaryota; Metazoa; Nematoda; Chromadorea; Rhabditida; Rhabditidae.